AUGGAGAGCCCCGGUUCCGGUGAGAAGCCCCGCAAGGCGGCGGAGUGUCUGAGCGAGCUGAACCGGAUCAUCGCGGCGCAGCACGCGCUCCUGGAGCGGCAGAAAGCGCGCAUCGCCGAGCUCGAGCUGCAGGUCGCCCAACUGCGCAGCCGCAACGCGCGCGUGCACGAGGAGUACGAGAGGCACCUGCGCACGUGCACCCUGCAGCAUCAGCACCAUCAGCACAACAACAACAGCAUCAGCAGCUUCUCUGCUCUAACAGCCAUCCAGGAGAAACCUGAAUAUGGUGGAUCGACGCGGACGGUCAGGAGACACGCCUCACUUCCUGUGGAAACCUCCAGCAGCACCAUAUCACCAUUAUGCAGGAGAACUUUUCCCUGUCGCCAGUGGAAAUCCACUUCCUUCAGGUCUGUAGAUACUUUGCACCAGUAUUGCUGUCCGGCUCCGUUGUACAAUAAGCAGCUAGCCGUGCCUGCGCCUCUCAAAGAGUGCAGGGAAGAUAACGAUCUUCAUCGGUUCUGUUGUCCGUCCUCUGGGAGCAGCAGUCCGUCCAGAUAACGGAGAGAAAAGCAGAACCUCGGGCCAGCCCACAACUCCUCCGUCUUCCUCUUAAAAUCGUCCAUAAAGCACUCGUUUGAUCCUCCAUGUGCAUGUGGAACUGUUCCAGCCUGCGUACGUCCUGAAUGUGGAUCGUCUGAACAUUGCCGCAUCUCGGAGAAUCAGGAGUUUUGGGAAUUUUCCCUGGAAUGUGCAUCCUGUUUCCUUAUUUUUCCAUUUUAGAAAGCAAGGAAAUGUGAAAGGAGUUGAUGAAUGAAGUGCUGCAUGUUUUAAGAAUUAUUAACACCGUACACACAGGUGCUGUAAAGUUUACUAAAUUUUUAUAGGGAUUCGAAAAAAUAACUUAUUCUCUUGUGCAAAAAUAUAAAUUGUUUUUGUUUACUGGUGAAUCAUUCAUACACUCUCCGGCCACUUUAAAGGAUAUGGGACAUGAAACAUAAAUGCACGCUAUAUCAGUUUCUUUCCAUUAAAAAUAUGAAUUAAUUGCAUCAACAAAUACAAAAUCAUCUAUUAAAUUCAGCAAAAUCGUUAUAUUCGUGAUGAUUAUAUGGCAUUUCUGCUCGACUUCCGAUAUGCAUUUUUUGCAACCGGAAGAGCCGCUGUCACGUGAUCAUACGUAACAAAAACUUUCGGGCACAGCACAAGCGGGUAGAUGAAUGGAGAAGUGGAUGACAAGAAAAUUGUUUUUAUAGUCUUUAACGUACAUUGGACAUCAUGGUGUAUUGUGCUGCUUAUGGUUGCAAUAAUUCCAAUGGGAAAUGCCCUGGAGUAAGUUUUUUUGCAUUCCCCAAGGACCCGAAGCUGAGGAAAGUGUGGGCUCACCUGCGCAUGCGCAGUAGGCUUCGCGCAUGCGCAGUAGGCUUGGUAGGACAACUUUACAGAACACCUGUUGAAAAAAACUUUGCACCUACUGUUUCCCACAAACUGUAUUCGGACCAUUUCACUGAGGAUUCUUUCAACAUUAAUACUCAGGUACUGAGCGAUAUUAAUUCAUGAAACAGGAAGCAUAAGGAUGAGAAAAAAAACAGUUCAAAUCGGGAAGCCGCGCACACCUGCGCCAGGCUGCACAAAUGCGCGCAGCUUCCCGACCCAAACCGCCUCUCUCUCAUCCUUACACUUCAUGCCUCAUGCUCCAUGAACCAACAUCGCUAUUUUUUUUUUAAAUCGGAUCUGCGCGAUUCAGCCGUGAAAAAGGCGGCAUCCGCCGAAAGGCGCGCUGUUUGCAUCCCUGCACGGAGGCCAGGGGACAGGGCAGGAAUAUUUGUUGAUACGAGUGAUCCGGUGCGAUUUCGCAACCCCCCCGUUGAAGACCUCUGCGCUAAGCGACUGAAAGCCGAGGUAAGGAUUAGUAUUAUAAUUUUGGGUGUAUCAAUUAUUGAUUAUCAUAAUUCUGACUCGUUUCGCCAUUUUGAAUGUUUUCAUCUCGGACUCUGGAAGCAUUGUAUCUCAAUCAAUCUCGAAAAAUAUCAGCAAAAAAAAACUAGCUUGCAACGGACUUUAGCUAGAUCUAUGAUGAACUUUCAAUGUAUGAUACAAAAAUAAUACUUCUUUCAACAGAUCAUUAGCCUUUGAGCAGAAUUGUUUUUAACUUACCAGGAAGUGUUAUCGAGCCGACCGCUUUCAGUUUCAUGAGGGCUGAAUGAACUCUCACUCUCAGAAUCAUCUGACCCGUCAGAGUAAAGACAAGAUCCAUGUUCAUGUGAAUUUCCAGCUAUCGGUUCGAAUUGAUAGGGUCUAACUUCACAUCUCUGUGAAACAUCGGGAAUGUCACUGUCGAUGGUGUCCAUUUCGGUAACCUGUUUACAUUAGAUUCCCAAGCGCUGGCUCCUUGGAAAGUUUUUGUGACGUCACGGGUCACGUGACCACCUAGCUAAUUAACGAAUCCUUGUUUUACGCUGAUGUAUAAAAAAAGUUGAAUAAUGUGAUGAUUUUCACAUUUUUGACGCCCUGCAGUGAUUUAGAUGGCAUUUCUUAUGUCCUUUAUACAUAAUUAUGCCCAGAAAAAAAUCCAUGUCCCAUAUCCUUUAAUAGGAACAUGGUGUUGGUUCUAAGUUCCCUGUUCUUGGCUGCAGGAGUGGAACCCAAUGUGUUCUUCUGUUCUGCUGUUGCAUGCUGAGAUGCUUUUCUGCUCACCACGGUUGUAAAGAGUGAUGAUAUGAGUUACUAUAUCCUUCCUGUCCAUUUCCCUCUGACCCUCUCUUAUCAACAAGGCGUUUGUUUCCACCCACAGAACUGUCGCUCACUCACUCAGUGUUUUUUGUUUUCUGCACCAUUCUGUGUAAACUCUAGAGACUGUUGGGUGUGAAAACCCCAGGAGGAGAUCAGCAGCUUCUGAAAUACUCAAACCUCAUACUCAUCUGGCUCAAACCACCAACACCACAUUGAGAUCACAGUUUUCCCCAUUCUGAUGUUUGAACAUUAACUGAAGCUCUUGAUUUGUAUCUGCGUGAUUUGAUACACCAGAGGAUCGGCUGAUUAGAGAACUGCAGAAAACAGCAGGGGGGAUGUAGGGGUGUUCCUAUUAAAGUGGCCGGUGGGUGUAGAAUUGUCAGUGGUGCACAAACCCCACUUGUUUGACAACAAGCAUGAAAUAACACACUAAUUCUUCCUGAGAUUUUGCCAACAAAAUAAUUUCGUAUUUAACAAUAAUUAAGGAAGGAUAUAAAAUCAUCACUCAAGAAAAAUAUUUAAAUGUCAAAUCUGUGACUUCGCAGUGUGAGUAAUAAUGUAAAUGAAAACUGCUGCACUUAUAAAUCUUUAAUUUAUUCAUAAUGAUGCCGUUUCAUUGCCUCGCCCAGCACUAAUGAGUAUUUAAGAGCAGCAGGAGUCACACUGGGGGGCCACAGAAACGAAACCCGGAGCUGAAGGUGAUGUGAAGGUGUUUAUGGAGCUCCUCAGCUCUAAUGUUCCCCUGGCAUGUUCUUCUGAACUGGAAUCGAAUGCAAAUAAAAUAUUUUAUUUUUUA
This is a messenger RNA of Neoarius graeffei (lesser salmon catfish), 3523 nucleotides long. RefSeq lists its product as uncharacterized. Lineage: Eukaryota; Metazoa; Chordata; Actinopteri; Siluriformes; Ariidae. The record is from RefSeq and is a predicted model, not a curated record. The transcript is spliced from 5 exons. The coding region runs from base 1 to 558 and encodes 185 amino acids.